Candidula unifasciata is the source of this 1449-nucleotide messenger RNA. The record is from the annotation of a GenBank genome assembly. Lineage: Eukaryota; Metazoa; Mollusca; Gastropoda; Stylommatophora; Geomitridae.
GAGGAGACUUAUGAAGUAGUGCUCUACCUUCCUGCCAAUGAAAUUCUCAACAUUCGUCACCCCCGUUUAUACUUUCUUCUUGCUCACAGUGUUAAUGACACUGAAAAAGAUGCCCUGGUUGAAGAAUGGCAGCCUGAACCAUUGGCUCCUGAUGUGCCAGAUGAUCACCCAAUUCUCCUGUCAAUGGAAAAGUAUUGUAUAGAAGGACAAAAUGGAAAAUAUAUAAAGGUGAAUGGGAGGUCCUGCAUCAACUUGUCAUCUUUCAAUUUUCUGUGCAUGGUUGGAAAGAAGGAGAUUGAGGAAGAAGCUAUCAAAGCAUUAAGAGUAUAUGGUGUUGGGUCUUGCGGACCAAGGGGUUUUUAUGGAACAAUGGACGUGCACUUGAAGCUAGAAGAAGAGCUGGCAAAGUUCAUGCAUUGCGAGGAAGCUAUUUUGUAUUCUUAUGGAUUUGCAACCAUUGCAAGUGCAAUUCCAGCAUAUUCUAAGAGAGGGGAUAUCAUUUUUGCAGAUGAGAAUGUGUGCUUCGCUGUUCAGAAAGGGUUGGUGGCAUCAAGAAGCCAUAUCAAAUGGUUUAGACAUAAUGAUAUGGACCACUUGGAAUCAUUGCUGAUUGAGCAGAGCAAAGCUGAUGAAAAGAAUCCAAAGAAAGCCAAAGUCACAAGACGUUUCAUUGUGGUGGAAGGGCUGUACGUCAAUACUGGCUCCAUCUGCCCUCUGCCUAAGUUGGUGGAACUAAAGUGGAAGUACAAAGUUCGUAUUUUCCUUGAGGAGACCAUGUCGUUUGGAGUGUUGGGAGCCACUGGCAGGGGUGUCACAGAACAUUUUGGUAUCUCACCUGACCAGAUUGACCUAAUAUCUGCUUCCCUGGAGAAUGCUAUAGCUUCUGUGGGGGGAUUCUGUACGGGAAAGAAGUUUAUCAUUGAUCAUCAGAGACUUUCAGGGCUGGGGUACUGCUUCUCUGCCUCACAGCCACCAAUGCUGGCGUCAGCAGCAAUCCAGGCCCUGCAUUUACUUCAGCAAAAACCCUGUCUGCUGGUGGAUUUACGGGAAAACUGUGAGAAACUUCAUGAGAAGCUGGAAAAUAUUUCAGGUGUUCGUGUCUUGGGUGACCGUAUCUCUCCAAUCAAACACAUACAACUGACAGAGCCAUCAGAUGACCGGGACUUGGAUGUGCGAACAUUAGAAAUGGUUGUUGAUUGUGCCAUGAAUGAUGGUGUUGCCUUAAUCAUUGCACGUUAUCUGGAUACAGAGGAACAUAACCUGAUGCCUCCCAGCCUUCGGUUGACUGUCAACUGUGAACUGACAGACUCAGAGAUCAGCAGGGUUGUAGCAGUGAUUUCAGAUUCCUUUCAGCAGGUGCAGGAGAAACUGACAACCAGGUCUUCUGACUUGACCAGCCCCUUGGAUGCAGUGGAGCAGCGAGAUGUGGGACAGAGAGCAUCUAGAUAA